Pygocentrus nattereri (red-bellied piranha) is the source of this 2140-nucleotide messenger RNA. RefSeq names its product JunB proto-oncogene, AP-1 transcription factor subunit a (gene junba). The transcript has a single exon. The record is from RefSeq and is a predicted model, not a curated record. NCBI's taxonomy places the organism in Eukaryota, Metazoa, Chordata, Actinopteri, Characiformes, Serrasalmidae. Gene Ontology annotation, molecular function: DNA-binding transcription factor activity, RNA polymerase II-specific; RNA polymerase II cis-regulatory region sequence-specific DNA binding; transcription factor binding. Gene Ontology annotation, cellular component: transcription regulator complex. Bases 458 to 1417 code for a protein of 319 amino acids. Gene Ontology annotation, biological process: regulation of transcription by RNA polymerase II; regulation of cell cycle; regulation of cell population proliferation.
GGAGUCAGCGGGCGAGCGGACGCCGUCGGCCUGGUUUCUUUUCUAGCCAGUGGGUUUUUUUUGUAAAUAUCUCUCUUUUUCGUUGGCCGAGGAGUUCCGAGAACUACUGGACUGCACCUCGAGACAGCUGUCGACUUGGUACAGUAAACAAAGAAACCAGUUCUUCACCUAUUUUGGGAGUUUCUCAUUCAUCUCACUGGGCUUCCAGAGCAUUUUACGGAGCAAAGGGAGAUGUUUGGACUGUAGCGUUAGUAUUUAUCCAUGAAUUAGCUCUCUUGAAGACUUUGUAUGCACUUUUAAGCUCUAAAAGCCAGACCGUGCGCCCCGAGGGGGCUGUUUACCCUUUAACUUUAAACCUGGUAGACUUUAGUGAGGUGGGUGUGUGUAGCUGUGAGCGUAUCGAUUCGAUUCAUUCAUAUAUGCCAACAACAACAACAGCAUCAACAACAACAGAAAAAUGGAACAACCGUUUUAUCAUGACGACUCGUUUCUCUCUGCUUAUGGCCACCCAGACGCUGCUCUGCACGACUACAAGCUGCUAAAGCAGAACAUGAGCGCCGGCUUCGCCGAGCCAUACCGGAGCCUCAAGUGCGACUUCUACGCGGCUGGAGCUGGAGGAGCAGGGGACCCGGCUUCUCUGAAGCUCGCUUCUCCCGAGUUGGAGAGGCUCAUCGGUGGCGGCGGAGGCGGCGGGGUGAUCACCAGCCCGAGCACGGGCACUUGCACCGGAGCCGGAGCCGCACCGGUCCAGCAGCACGUGUACGCGCGCACGAUCGCCGAGGACCAAGAGUGCUUCGCGGACGGCUUCGUGAAGGCGCUGGACGAGCUGCACAAGAUGAACCACGUGCCUCCGCCCAACGUGGCUCUCGGAGGAGCCGGCGGCGGCUCCUCGUGCGCCGGUGCAUCUGUGUUCCCGGACGCCCCGGUGUACGCUACGCUCAACAGCUGCCAUCCCAACACUACUCUGCCUCCGGCGGCGAGCUACCCCACGGCAACUAUCAGCUACCUGCCCCAGUACCACCACCAUCAUCAGCACCAGCACCACCACCACCAGCCCCAUCACUUCCAGCACGCGGCCAGGCUCGCCGGCUUGAAGGAGGAACCGCAGACCGUGCCGGACCUGCAGGGAGACAGCUCGCCGCCUACGUCGCCCGUGGACAUGGAGGACCAAGAGCGGAUGAAGGCGGAGCGCAAGCGGCUGCGCAACCGGCUCGCGGCCACCAAGUGCCGGCGACGGAAGCUGGAGCGCAUCUCGCGCUUGGAGGACAAGGUGAAGGUGCUCAAGUCCGACAACGCGGGGCUCUCGAGCGCCGCCUCACUGCUGCGCGAGCAGGUGGCGCAGCUCAAGCAGAAAGUCAUGACGCACGUUAGCAGCGGGUGCCAGCUGAUGCUCGCGCCCAAAGUCAAGACGUACUGAAAAUGGACAUUACUGAGAGGGACAGUGACCUUUUUUACAAAAGUACACAAGUUUGUGAUGGAAAUGCACUGUGUGUGUGUGUGUGUGUGUGUGUGUGUGUGUGUGUGUGUGUGUGUGUGUGUGUGUGUGUGUGGUGGGCCAGAUCAAGUCUUACUGAACGGACAAUGACCUUAAGAAGUGUCAGGGUUGGGGCCUGCUCGCGCCCGAGAUCAAGUCUUACUGAAAGGACAAGGACUUUAAAAAGUGUGUCUGGAAGAUGACGUGAUGCAAAAAAACUGCAUUUUUCAUGCAAACAGUACUUCAGCACUUGUGUGCAUUUGUUCGUGUUUUCCUGUAGAAAACUAUAUUGUGUUGCUGCCUCUUGUUUUGUAAAGCAUUUCCUUACUAAAAUACUUUGUUCGUGUGGUACUUCCCAAUGAAAUGAAAUGAAAUGCGCAGGAAAGCAACGCUGAGACUGUAGAAGCACUGACUUUAAGAGAGAGACAGAGAGAGAGAGAGAGAGAGAGAGAGAGAGACAGACAGACAGAGAGAGAGAGAGGAAAACACCUUAAAAAGAAUUUGUUCACAUGUACUUGUGUGAUAUCCUAUGAAUACGUUACAGUAAGUUAUUGUCACUGUUUACGUCUGGUUGACCCGGACAAAAAAACUGUAAAUGUUCCUAUUUUUGUGUUUGUUUUUGUUUUCUUGGGAUUUUGUAUUUAAGUAAAAGCCUUUGAAACAAGA